Messenger RNA from Leptinotarsa decemlineata (Colorado potato beetle), 673 nucleotides. Its product is annotated as SH3 domain-binding glutamic acid-rich protein homolog. Lineage: Eukaryota; Metazoa; Arthropoda; Insecta; Coleoptera; Chrysomelidae. Gene Ontology annotation, cellular component: cytoplasm. The record is from RefSeq and is a predicted model, not a curated record.
AUCACUUAAUAAUCCAAGGCCGAAUUCGCUGAUUGUUUUAUCUUUCUCUGAGCUUCAUGAUAAGACAUUUACAUGAGCGGGCCAUUAUUCAUUGAUUUUGGAGUGACAACAUUUUCAAAAUUCAACUUUCCCUUUCCGACCAGUAAUAAAAAUGGUAGUGAAAGUUUUCAUCAGCAGAGUGUCGGGAAAUUAUGAGGUGAAAUCCCGCCAACAAAGAGUUCUGUCAAUUCUGGACUCCAAAAAUAUUGAAUAUGAAGUUGUAGACAUCUCAGGAGAAAACUCUGAAGGCGCGAGAGAAUUUAUGAAAAAUAAUUCAACCUCUUUUGGAAGUACAAUGAGUGAUCCUAAUCCAAAUCAUCCGCUUCCUCCCCAAAUUUUUAAUGACGGCGAAUACUGUGGGGAUUAUGACAUGUUUGAUAUGGCAAACGAGGCCGGCAAUAUGAAGACAUUUCUAAAAUUAUGUGAAGAUAAAGAAAAUGAUAAAGUAUCUAGAGUGGAAAUGAUAUUAAAACAAAUCCCACUAGCUGAAUAAACUUUUUAUGUUUAUAUUCAUAUUUUUAUAUGUUAAUAUUAUAAUGUUUUACUUGUCAAUUUUCUAUGUUAUAAUUUGAAAUAGAAUUAUGAAAUUUUUGGUAUAUAUAAGCCAGUCAAAUAAACUUGACCUUUCACUUGA